Molecule: messenger RNA, 2757 nt
Organism: Kuraishia capsulata CBS 1993
Lineage: Eukaryota; Fungi; Ascomycota; Pichiomycetes; Pichiales; Pichiaceae
Exons: 1
Coding region: 1-2757 (918 amino acids)
Biological process (GO): ubiquitin-dependent endocytosis
Cellular component (GO): cytoplasm; cytosol
Molecular function (GO): ubiquitin protein ligase binding; protein-macromolecule adaptor activity
Source: RefSeq, a predicted model, not a curated record
AUGGUGGGCACAAACGGUGACUACCCGGAGUCCCCCCUAUUCCCGAGACAAGCCCUGAGUCACGAGACGCUGGUGAAGUUGCCCUCAAAGCCGUUGGCCCAGUCUGCCUCGGUCAAGCUCUAUAUCAUUCUGGCAGAACCCACCUUGUUUGUUCAAGGUUUCGAUGAGACAGAGUUGAAAUCAAGACCGCCAGUCUUGCUGAGAGGAUGCCUCUUUAUACGGGUCCUCAAACCCGUCAAGGUGAAGAAUAUCAAUCUCAAAUUCCUGGGGACCUCCAGGACAGAUUGGCCGGAAGGCAUCCCUCCACGGAAAUCCGAAACAGUGGAAUCCAACACUUUGAUGCAACACAACUGGCCGUUUUUCAACUGGAACCAGGCCUAUCCGGUAUCGGAGACCACCAGAAACAAUGCUGACGUAUACUUGCCACUGAAGGAGGAUGAGCCCAAUGCAGACGUGGCAAACUUGUCGCUAGAUGCGACUAUAUCACCUAUUACCAGUUGGAGAGAUGAUCAAGGUAUUGUGCCCACUGCUUCGUCCAUGUUCGCUUCGCUGCGAAGAGCAGCUUCUCCUUCACCGAUAAGGUCGACUCCCAACAUUUUCAAACAGCUAGCCGAUUCCAGCGACCUGGCCUCUGUGAGAUCGAACGAUGAUGCAAGUGCUAUGAAGACGUUCAUUCCCGGAGACUACAUCUACAAUUUCGAGCAUCCGAUACCCUCUUCUUUGCCUGAGUCCAUCGAUCUGACAUUUGGCUCGGUCGUAUACAACCUGGAGGCCACUUUAGAGAGAAGCGGCGCUUUCAAGAGCUCGCUUUCUGCUACCCAGCCGGUCACAGUGGUUAGGACUCCUUCGGAGGAGUCUUCCGAGGAAAGUGAACCUAUAUCCAUCAGUAAGGAAUGGGACAACCAGCUAGCUUACGAUAUCAUCAUCUCAUCCAAGGUGGUGGUACUCAACACGUUCCUGCCCAUGGCCUUCAAGCUCACCCCGUUGGCCAAGAUAAAGAUCCACAGACUGCGCGUGUAUCUCACAGAGCACAUGGAAUAUUACUGCAGGGGUAAGCGUGUGCACAGGAUGGAGCCCGUCAAGAAGUACCUGCUAUUGGAGCACAAACCUCCCGAAGGUGUCGACUCGCUACUUGCAGUUGACGAUAAUGAAAUCACUGCGCGGGAAUUUGAGUUCCAGGUGUACGUUCCUGAAAAACUGAACGAUAAACAUCGUCUUCAUCCCGAUACUUCUCAUACGGAUAUCCAGUCCCAUCACUGGAUCAAGCUCUGCAUCAGGGUCUCCAAGGCAAAUCCGACAGCUGCAGACCCAAAGAAAAGAAAACAUUUUGAGAUAUCCAUUGACUCACCAAUGCAUGUGUUUUCACCGCUGGCGGUCCAUGCAAAUACGCUAUUGCCGGCGUAUACAUCAUAUGCUGAACAAGCAGCACCAGACCCAUCUACACACGCUUAUUACGACGAUAUCCCUCUUUCUCCUGGGGUUGUGCCUAUUGAGAAUUCGCUGGACGGAAUUAUGUCACCAGACUUUCAUCUGGGUGCAAAUCUGUAUCAACCCUCGAAUAUACCAGAGGAGCUGAAGUCACCACAGGCAGUGCCGUUUUCACCAGCUAUUACCCCGGAGAUGAUGGUUUCUCCGGAGCUGGCUGCUCGUGGUCGUUCCAGCACGUCUGUCACAGCCAAAUUAACGAGGCCUAUUCAGCUUAUCAGAAGACCUUCGUUUGACCCUCCUCCGUUUGACGCAGAUAUUGCACCACCUCCGUUCUCCGACCCACCGGCUUACUCUUCGAUCCCGCCAAACGGAAUCCCACAUAUGCACCCUGAAAGCAGGAGACAGCAGUCUAAUGGCGAUUUGGCUGGAAAUUUCAACUUCCAGGGUCUUUCUCCUGACAUGCCGGAUCCAAUUGCUCGUGCCACAUCGCCAAAUCCUCCCAGAUCUAGGCACGCAUCACCUUCACCAGCUCCUGCAAACAGAACGCACCGCGAUAUCUCGUCCAUGUUGGGAGUCAACGAUGCUCAGAAGGAACUUUCUGUUUCUCCAGAAAGAGAUGUGAAUUUAAAUACCGCUUUGGACACUUCUUCUGCAGAUGUGCAUCGUCGCGGGUCGUCCUUCUCUUCAGAGAGAUCGGUGCCACUUUCCAUUGCUUCAGAGUUAUCUGCAUUUGACCCAAUUUUGGCUGAACCAUUGCUCAGGAACGAAUCUCGAAGCGGAAGAAAUUCGGCAUAUGGAAACUCUCGUCGUGGGUCGAUGGUUGAACCACCCUCUUUCAGAGAUAGAGAACAAUCGUUUGACAUCACCAGUCUCUACUCUCAAAACAUCCAGAACGACUCAGCGACAUAUUUAGACAACAACAUAUGGCAGCCAAUGGAUUUCGGAAUGCAUCCUCCAAGAAAUGCAUUCCGGAACAAAGCUGUGCAACCAUCACCCCCUCAGCUUUCAUCAAAAUCGGUUUUCUUCAGAUCCAAUCGGGGCGAUAUGGAGACAUUGCCUAUAGAAGACAACCAUGAAAGACCUACAGACCUUUCUGCUGAUUUAACUGCGGAAAAUCAAGACUCGCUGGCUCUGCCAGACAAUACAGAUACCACCUCUCUGGUAACCAGCGAUGAACGAUCCGUGAUAUCGAAGGGUAGUGGUAAUAGUGGCUCCAGUAUGUCUACACUUCAAGGAUCAUCAAAUGGCACAGGAGCAUAUAACCGGCCGGAAAAAGAGUUGCCAGGUCGGAUAUCCAGCGAAAAGCCCAGUGUUGCUUUGGGUCGUUAG